This is a messenger RNA of Fusarium redolens, 762 nucleotides long. Its product is annotated as dienelactone hydrolase. Gene Ontology annotation, molecular function: hydrolase activity. NCBI's taxonomy places the organism in Eukaryota, Fungi, Ascomycota, Sordariomycetes, Hypocreales, Nectriaceae. The record is from RefSeq and is a predicted model, not a curated record. Bases 1 to 762 code for a protein of 253 amino acids. The transcript is spliced from 3 exons.
AUGGCUUCUAACCAACCUGCUAAGUGCUGCACUGAGGGUGUUCGCCAUGAAGGCGAGCCCACCGGCAAGAUGAUCAAGCUCGGUAGCGGCCUUGACGCUUACAUCGCGACAGCUCCCGCGGAUAAGGCGCACAAGGGUACCGGAAUUGUCUACAUUGCCGAUAUUUUCGGAAUUUGGACCAACAGCAAAUUGAUGGCUGAUCAAUUCGCCGCCAACGGCUACACCACCAUCAUCCCCGACAUUUUCAACGGCGAUGUUAUGCCUCUGCCUAUGCCUGAGGGUCUUGACAUCAUGAGCUGGAUCACAAAGGGUGCCAAUGGCGAUAACCCUCAUACACCCGCUCAGAUCGACCCUAUUAUCGUUGAGUCUAUCAAGACGCUCAAGGAGCAGGGUGCGACAAAGAUUGGAGCUGUCGGAUACUGCUUCGGCGCCAAGUCCCAGUACGUUGUUCGCAACUACAAGGAGGGUAUCGACGUCGGUUACAUCGCUCACCCUUCUUUCGUCGAGGAAGAAGAGCUCAAGGCCAUCACUGGUCCCCUCUCUAUCGCUGCUGCUCAAACCGACAACAUUUUCCCCACUAAGCUCCGCCACCGAUCGGAGGAGAUUCUCAUCGAGACUGGCAAGCCGUUCCAGAUCAACCUGUUCUCUCACGUUGAGCAUGGAUUUGCUGUGCGCGCUGACCUGAAAGACAAGAAUAAGCGAUUUGCCAAGGAGCAAGCUUUCUUCCAGGCUGUGCAGUGGUUUGACGAGCACCUUGCUUAG